AUGUUACAGUUAAGAAUAGUUAACUCAAAAAAAGGUUACCGUCAAGAUCAUGGUAGCCAAGUUGCUAUAAACUUGAACACACUAAAUUCACCUUCGAAAAGAUUACCACAAAAUUCGUGGUUCUCAGUUAAAGCAAAUAGUCUCCUCGCAUUCAAAAGCUACUUCAUGGCAAAAAAAAUACCAAGAAGUGUUAAUGGAAAAUGGCAAAACCG
This is a messenger RNA of Dentiscutata erythropus, 212 nucleotides long. The record is from the annotation of a GenBank genome assembly. Lineage: Eukaryota; Fungi; Glomeromycota; Glomeromycetes; Diversisporales; Gigasporaceae.